Molecule: messenger RNA, 1233 nt
Organism: Conger conger (European conger)
Lineage: Eukaryota; Metazoa; Chordata; Actinopteri; Anguilliformes; Congridae
Gene: dusp28
Product: dual specificity phosphatase 28
Exons: 2
Coding region: 49-522 (157 amino acids)
Biological process (GO): protein dephosphorylation
Cellular component (GO): cytoplasm
Molecular function (GO): protein tyrosine/serine/threonine phosphatase activity
Source: RefSeq, a predicted model, not a curated record
GAGGAAGAGAGAGAGAGGGAGAGACAGAGAGAGGAGGAGGGAGACAGGAUGCUGCAGCUCUGCAGGAUCACGGACGCCCUGCUGAUCAGCAACGCUCGCUCGGCCUGCAGCGACGAGCUGGUCCGGCAGGAGGGCGUCACCCUGUGCAUCAACGUGUCCAAGCAGCAGCCGUUCCCCUCAGCCCGCGUGGGCACGCUCAGGGUGCCCGUGUACGACGACCCCGCCGAGAACCUGUACCGCCACCUGGACCGCUGCGCGGACGCCGUGCGCGGGGAGGAGGGCCGCGGCGGGACCACCCUGGUGUACUGCAAGAACGGCCGCAGCAGGUCCGCCGCCGUCUGCGCGGCCUACCUGAUGAAGCACCACUCCCUCUCCCUCGCCGACGCCUUCCAGAUGGUGAAGACGGCUCGCCCGGUGGUGGAGCCCAACCCAGGUUUCUGGGCACAGCUGGAGAAAUACGAGCAGGAGCUGGAGAGGAGGAGGGCGGAAGAGAGCGGAGACCUGACUGCGCCUCCUCGCUAACCCGCUCCUCCGAAACCAAGAGCUGCAGACACACUAUCAGCUGAAAACACUUGAACUUUAUUUAUUCAUUUAUUCACUCCUAUAUUUAUUAAUUUGUUUGCGUAAAACGGGCAGGUGAGCAGAGAAUAUCGGCAAACUGGGUGAUUAAGUUUGGGGAGGGACUUUGUAGACAAUCAGCAAACAAAAUCAAGAUUGAGUGGUCAGAUUUUGAGUUAGUGAGACAGUUUUGAAAAAUCACCCUGUCUGCCGUUGGAUUUUUAAUAACAGUGAGUCACUGAGUCAGGGCCUUUUUAAACACAGGACUUAGAUAAUAUAGAUAAAGAGUACACCGGGGAUUUGGAAGCCCAAGGCUACUCAGCUUGGCAUGAGAUGGCUGUACGAUAGCAUGUAUUCUUAAUACUAAACAAUAUAGGCGUAUUCAUUUUACACUGUAAUUAUCAGCCAUUAGACCAAAAGAGAUUGCAUAUCAGCUGUGUAAGGGCUUCUCUUGCAUUCAGACACCACCGCUACCAGACAGACCUGCAGCAGCCAUAACUGGGAGUGGGUGGAGCAAUCAAAGGGUUUUUUUAUGUAGCCCUUCCAGUGUACCCUCAACCAUAAAAAGCCAUAUAACGUGUACGAUUAUAAUACUGUUAAUGCUUGUUACGAUCAAUUCAGGGGACUAACUGCCAAAAAGUUAAUGAAGAAUAAAAUAAAAUAAAUCAACAAACA